This is a messenger RNA of Onthophagus taurus, 1128 nucleotides long. The record is from RefSeq and is a predicted model, not a curated record. Lineage: Eukaryota; Metazoa; Arthropoda; Insecta; Coleoptera; Scarabaeidae.
ACCUCAAUCGAACAUAAUGGAUGUAUCGGAUGAUAAUUUGUGGAUCCUCGGAGGUUACCUACAACAAACGUUACGCCCUGAUGUUAAUAUACGAAACCAAGCAGAAAAGUUUUUGGAAGGAAUUGAAGUGAAUCAAAACUAUCCACUUCUCCUAGUACUUCUUGUUCAUACCAAUGAUAUUCAGAUGGAAAUAUGUGUUGCUGAAUCUAUUGCUUUUGAGAAUUAUAUUAAAAGGAAUUGGAGUGUAGAUGAGGAUCAACCUGAUCUGAUAUAUAAGAUAAUACAAAAGCAACUAAGUGAUGCUAUCAGUAUUAUUGAAAACACUGAUUUCCCAUUAACAUGGCCCAAAUUAAUUCCUCAGAUGAUUGAAACAUUUUCUACCGAUGUUAUUAAUGGAAUUUUAUGUACAGGGGGGCAUUCAUUGUUCAAGAAAUAUAGGUAUGAGUUUAAGUCCAAUGAGUUAUGGAUGGAGAUUAAAUAUGUUUUGGAGAAAUUAGCUCAACCACUUACAGAUUUAUUAUUGGCAACUUUUUUUACCAAAAAAGUUGAGAUGCAUCAACUUUACAGUUUCAGUCUCAAUUCAUCUCAAGAUUUUAUUUCAAAAUUACUUGAUGAUGUCAAAUUUAUUUAUAAUGAAUACUUCAAAACCGUAAAACCAAUGCUACCUUUAACAGUCAAUGAGCAACAGAAAAUCAUAACCGCAAAAUUUUUAAUGUAUUGGGACGCUAAUAAUUUAUAUGGGUGGGAAAUGUCUCAAUUAAUUCCUGUUUCCAAUUUUAAAUGGUUCACUAAAAAUGAAAUAAAAAAUUUAGAUUUUAAUAAUGUAACCUAUAUUCAUUCUGAUUUUGGAUGUAUUUUAGCUGUACACUGUGUUAAUUAAUUAUUGUAUCCGACGUCAUCAUUGCAGGUAUGCAACCAAUAUCACAGUAUUAUCGUAUGUAAUACGUAAAUCGCGUGUUGCAAUACCAAUACUGUGAUAUUGGUUGCAUACUUGCAAUGAUGACGUAGGGUACGAUAAUUAAUCCACACACUGUAAAUAUUGAAUAUCCCAAAGUUUUACAUGAUUUACAUAAUGAUCCUGGCUGAAAACUUUUUUUUAUUUAAUAAGAAAAAUUACAUUCAUUAUAG